UGGAUUUAAACGUUGCAGCGGGAGGGGCGGGCUCGGCCCGCGGCGCAGCGCUACGCGGCGUUCGGUGGCGUUCCGCUCCCGGUUCCGCCAUGGUGGUGCCGGCGCGGCGCGUGAAGACGGAGUACAUGAAACGCUUCAAGGAGCCCAAGUGGGAGUCGUGCGGCGCCUGCUACCUGGAGCUGCUGCGCUAUCGCCUCAGCCGCCGCCUCCUGGAGCAGGCGCACCGGCCCUGGCUGUGGGACGGCUGGGAGCAGGACAGCGCCGGCGGCAGCGGCAGCAGCACCGCCGGGUCGCCCUCGCCGCCGGGAGCGGGCAGCCCUCCGCCCGCGCAGGAGGAGGAAGCGGCGGAGGCGGGCGGCGGCGAGGCGGGACGGGCCAGCCCCGAAAAAGAAAGACAAGAUCAAGAAAAGCAUCAGAAGGAAGAGCAAGAAAAAACUGUAGAACAUACUGAACAUACUUCCACAAAGGAAACAGAUAAAACUUCCACGAAGGAAGCAGAUAAAACCAGCCGUACAGGACGACGUCCAAGCCAAAGUGCCUUGUCCAGUCGUAAUGAUCGAAGAUCAGCCAAAAGUCCUCAAAAGACAGAUGCGCCGAAGGAGAAUAAACAUCCAUUUGCUCUGUAUGGGUGGGGAGAAAGACAGACAGAUACUGGAAGCCAGAAAACUCACAAUGUCUGUGCUUCUGCUUCAGCGAAUGAAAUUCAUGAAUCUGCUCUGCGAGCUAAGAACAGGAGACAAGUGGAGAAAAGGAAGCUUUCUCAGAGGCGAGUACGAUCAGCAGAAGCAGAGAAAGCUUGGCGGAUAAAGCCUUCCCCACCAGAUAACCCUUGGAUGACAGAGUAUAUGAGAUGCUACUCAGCCAGAGCUCGGUGAAUUUGGAUUCCUCUAGGCAUCUUCAUAAAAGUUAUGCAUAUCAGGACACUGGUGCACGGAACCAAACUACUUUAUGCAAGGGUUUUAUAGGGAGUUUCCAGCUAUUUAAAGUAUUUGUUGAAGUAUUUUUAUCUCGGCUACCUACCUCACAGUGGGGUGUCUAGUUGGAGCCAUAAUAUUUGAAGAGGCUUUUAGAUAUAGCUAACCAAAUUUUUAAACCAUUCCCCUUUUGGGAAUCUUUCUAAUGAGUUUCAAUUGACUUGCUUUGAGGGGGGAGGGAGGCUUUGCAUACUGGCAAUCAAAACAAACACUUAAUGAUCUUGGCUAUGAAUAAUCUGGUGCCCCUAACCUUAAAAGAUCAAGUCCUCCAAACCAUGGGGAGGUGGUGUUGGGGGGGAGGGGGGACUUAAAGGGUGUGACGGAGGUGCCUUUGCAUUUAUAUUACUAUUGAGUCAAUACUUUGCCUAUUCUAAUACAAUUAGUUUGGUAACAGGAAAGCAAGUAGGUGUGGUAAGCAGCAUUAUUAGGUGUAGAUGCUUCAGACAGACAAAGGCCAAGUGUUGUCUGUACACAGAAGCUUUCAAAAAAAAAAAAAAGAUGGAUUAGUACAUCUGCUGAUACUUAAUUUUCAUUGCUGCUUCCAAGGUUAUUGUAAUAAAUUACUAAUUUUCAGA
Molecule: messenger RNA, 1549 nt
Organism: Numida meleagris (helmeted guineafowl)
Lineage: Eukaryota; Metazoa; Chordata; Aves; Galliformes; Numididae
Gene: CCSAP
Product: centriole, cilia and spindle associated protein
Exons: 3
Coding region: 90-875 (261 amino acids)
Biological process (GO): regulation of mitotic spindle assembly
Cellular component (GO): ciliary basal body; cytoskeleton; ciliary transition zone
Molecular function (GO): microtubule binding
Source: RefSeq, a predicted model, not a curated record